Drosophila willistoni is the source of this 1344-nucleotide messenger RNA. RefSeq lists its product as uncharacterized. NCBI's taxonomy places the organism in Eukaryota, Metazoa, Arthropoda, Insecta, Diptera, Drosophilidae. The transcript has 8 exons. The record is from RefSeq and is a predicted model, not a curated record. The coding region runs from base 129 to 1295 and encodes 388 amino acids.
GUUUUGUGUGUGAGUGUUUUAUUCAAUUUGUACGUGCGAUAAGAGUUGUAAAAUCUAUAUACAUAUAUAAAAUAUAUAUAUUUACAAAUAUCUGUGGGUGAUAAGCAAGAGUUGUUCUACUUACGAGAAUGUCUUCUGGCAAGAUUCUACCAAGACGUCAGGCAGUGCCUGUCUUGUAUACGAGAGGCACUCACUACGAGGUCGGCUUCGAUAUGGGCCGCACAUUUGGUUCGAUGAUUAAGAACUUUCUGAUAUUAUCGAAUCCAUUGAAUGAAACUUAUUUACCCCUCUAUCAGUCACCCAAAGGCAGGCAAAUCUAUAAUGAAACUCUGGAAUCGGUUAAAGAAAGCUUUCCACAAUAUAUACGCGAAUUGGAGGGUGUGGCCGAUGGGGCUGAGGUUGAAUUUCAUAAGCUGUUCCUCUUGCACUUGGAUGAGAUUCUACCGCAGGCCCUGAAGCAUCAGCCAAGGAAUAAGAAUCAACCUACAGGCUGUUCCACCAUCAUAGUCAAUCAGAAGGAUUGUCGUGUUUUGGGACAUACCGAGGAUGCCUUGACAGAGACAUUGAAUCAUUAUUAUUUUGUGGUCGCUCACAUUAUCAGUGAUAAGCCACAGGGUAAGUAUAAUGUGAAGGAGGAGCAUUUCAUGUCCCUGUGCUAUGCUGGACAUUUGCCUGGCUAUACAAUGAAUCAGAAUGCUCAUGGUUUGGUGUUCAGCAUCAAUACCAUUAGCGCGGAGCUAUUGAGGGCUGGCAAGACACCACGUCAUUUCCUUACCCGGGCAUUGUUGGCUACCAGCAAUGUGGACGAUGCAUUUAGGGUACUCAAGGAUGCAGGCGUGGGUGCAGCAGACGCUUGCUCUAUUAACUUUACCUUUUUGUUGGAUCCUCGUCAGAUGUGCUAUAAUGUGGAAAUGGCUCCAUCACCGGAACGCAAAGAUGAAUCUCACUUGAGCAUAAGGGAAAUACCUUUGGGCGAGCACAAUUAUCAUACAAAUCAAUUUGAUCGCAUUCGUCAGGAUCAGGCCAAUGAGCUAAUGAUUGAUUCAAGCAUUUCAAGAAUGCGAACAUUUGGCGGCUAUAGACCGCCCACAAACGAAGAGGAUGUGCGUCAUAUGCUGGGCGAUGUAUCCGGAGGACACUACUGCGUCUGGCGCGACAAUGGACGCUGUGAUGAGCCCGUCAAGACUAUUGCGGUGGGAAUCUUUGAUUUGAAAUCAAAAACGGUUUCGCUCUAUUCAGAUAAUCCGAGUCUCACACAAGCGCAUUGCACAUUGCCCUUCAUUUUGAAUAAAUAAAUCAUUUUCUUCUUAUCCCAUAAAUGGCAAUAAAAUAAUCAAUCUUUGA